Messenger RNA from Mercurialis annua (annual mercury), 1564 nucleotides. Its product is annotated as transcription factor FAMA. NCBI's taxonomy places the organism in Eukaryota, Viridiplantae, Streptophyta, Magnoliopsida, Malpighiales, Euphorbiaceae. Gene Ontology annotation, cellular component: nucleus. The record is from RefSeq and is a predicted model, not a curated record. Bases 377 to 1465 code for a protein of 362 amino acids. Gene Ontology annotation, molecular function: DNA-binding transcription factor activity; protein dimerization activity. Gene Ontology annotation, biological process: guard cell differentiation; stomatal complex development; positive regulation of DNA-templated transcription. The transcript has 4 exons.
UUAAUGAUUAUUAAACUUUAAUUCUAUUUCAAAUGAAAAAAAAUUAUGAGUGUCAAUAGGUGUUUGCUUAAAAUGCAUACACGACAAUCAAUUUUGCUGAUUUUUACUUGAAAAUUUGCGAUGUAUGCAAAAAUCAGCAAAAACCGAUUACCAAAAAAAUUAGUCUUAAAAUUUGUAAUAUUUGCUUCAAAACCUAUGACUACUACCAAUUUUUUCAUUUACUGUAUAGCUGUAAGUUUAAUCGGGUAAUUUUUUUUCUUUGUUUUUUCAGGAGGAGGACCCAUCAUUUCACUAGGGUUUGUCCUUGCAUGAAUUAAGCAAUUUUACUUAGGGUUUUUGACAUAUUUAGCCAUCUCCAUUUCCCAUAUAUAUAGCAAUGGAUAAAGAAGAGCACUACUCGGCAGCUUUUAACGGUCUAGAUUACUCUUUAUAUCAGCAACAAGAACAAGAACACCAGCUCAAUAAUCCAAAUCAGCACCAACAAAUUAUACCAUCUUCUACAUUUUGUAAUUCUUCUUCUCCUCUCGAUAAAUUAAGCUUUGCAGAUGUUAUGCAGUUCGCAGAUUUCGGCCCGAAAUUAGCGUUAAAUCAAACUAAGAUUAAUGAGGAUCAAGAAACCGGUAUCGAUCCGGUUUAUUUCUUGAAGUUUCCGGUUUUGAAUGAUAAGAAAGAGGAGCAGUCUCUGAUGGAACAAGAAGAAGUUAGGUUUUCCGACGAUAACGCAUCGGUGCAAAAUCAAGAAAAUGUCGAAAACAAGAAUAUUCCGGUACCGGAAGUGAAGAACAAGAGGAAGAGACCGAGAAGUAUUAAGACGAGUGAGGAAGUAGAGAGCCAAAGAAUGACUCAUAUUGCGGUUGAGAGAAAUCGGAGGAAACAAAUGAAUGAACAUCUUCGAGUCUUGAGGUCUCUCAUGCCGGGCUCUUAUGUACAAAGGGGAGAUCAAGCAUCUAUUAUAGGUGGAGCAAUUGAGUUUGUGAGAGAAUUGGAGCAACUACUACAAUGUUUAGAAUCUCAAAAGAGGAGAAGAAUCUACGGAGAGGCGGCGGUAGCUACAAAACCGAUCGGAGAUUCAACCGUGACAAUGCAACAACCCGAUGAAUCGCCAUUCUUUCCGCCAUUACAACUUCCGAACGACGAAAUGAAACUAAUGGAGUUCGAAACGGGACUACGCGAAGAAACGGCUGAGAGCAAAUCCUUCUUAGCUGAUGUUGAAGUAAAGGUUUUAGGGUUUGAUGCUAUGAUCAAGAUUCUUUCAAGGAGAAGGCCAGCUCAACUUAUUAAAACCAUUGCAGCUUUGGAAGAUUUGCAGCUUAAUAUACUUCAUACCAACAUCACUACCAUCGAACAAACUGUUCUCUAUUCAUUCAAUGUCAAGAUAGCAAGUGAAUGUAGAUUUACAGCAGAAGAAAUAGCGAGCUCAGUUCAAGAAAUAUUCAGUUUCAUUCAUGCAAACAGCAGCAUGUGAUAGUAAUAUGAAAUAGACAAAAAAGCUGAGCUGUUAUGCAAAUUUAUUUUGUUUGUUUUUUCAUUAAUCCCUAUAUGGAUUUUUUCAGUACUUUGCUUC